AAUUCACAAUCCGAAAUUGUAUAAAAACGGUGGAUUCAGGUGAAAUAUUCAGUAUCUAGAGAAGAUCUGAAACAAAAUCAACAUGAAAGUGUUCAUUGUUCUUAUUGCUUGCCUUGUAGCAUCUGCCUACUCAAGACAAAUAGUCAUCAAAUAUGUACCGGAAGACGAGAUCGUUCCCGGGCAGCCAUCAGAACAACCAAAACAGAAAGGUAUCUUAUCAAUUGUUGCCACCCAAGUAGGAGACUUAGCUGCCGAUGCUGCCGAUACUGCAGGAAGAGUUGCAAAGGGUAUUGUUGAUGUACCAGCUACUUUGGUUUCCAAAACAGUUUCAGAGGCUGGAAGGGGUGCCGCUGAAGCUCUCCGAGAGACUGGCAGAGCAGCAGCUGAAGCUGUUGAACAUGUAGAACGUGGAAUUGACAAUAUUUUCGGCGGUUGGGACAAAUAGGCAGAAUACUUAGCAUAACUUUUGAUAAUCGUUUGAACAUUCCUUCCAAUAAAAUAAGCUGCUAAUA
Molecule: messenger RNA, 512 nt
Organism: Harmonia axyridis
Lineage: Eukaryota; Metazoa; Arthropoda; Insecta; Coleoptera; Coccinellidae
Exons: 2
Coding region: 83-445 (120 amino acids)
Source: RefSeq, a predicted model, not a curated record